Ipomoea nil (Japanese morning glory) is the source of this 943-nucleotide messenger RNA. RefSeq lists its product as uncharacterized. The transcript is spliced from 5 exons. The record is from RefSeq and is a predicted model, not a curated record. Lineage: Eukaryota; Viridiplantae; Streptophyta; Magnoliopsida; Solanales; Convolvulaceae. The coding region runs from base 313 to 786 and encodes 157 amino acids.
UUUCCAGUCUACAUAGUCCAUACACUAGUUUGCUUUCGUCUCCCAUUCUGACUUCCCCCACGGCAUCCAUGGUCUUUCUCUUGGUAGCAAUAAACUAUAGGACCACUAAUUUUCUCCUUCAUCUCUUCUUCUAACUUUAAUUUGUAUAUUCAACUUUUCAAUUAGGGAUUCGGAUUUUAUUAUAAUAAUAAUUCGAAAUCGUCCCCAAAAGAGAUGAAUUCAAAUUCAAUUUCAGCGUUUCUGAUCUGCCACCCUCGAAUGAUCACACUUGUCACUGUCCAAGCCACUCUUGCAGUUGCUUUCUAGUCUCCAAUGGCGUCUUCAUUUUCCACUUCUCUUUCCAACUCUGCCGUGUCCUCUGUUGCUCAAGCUCCUACUUUGCAACCCAAAGAAGAGCAGGAGGAGGUUACGAGUGUUACUGCGAAGGAAGAGCUCGAGGGGAAGGUCAAGGUGAUGGAAGAGUUUGACAGGAAACCGGUGAAAAAAAGCCCUAUUGAGCUCUUGGAAGAGGCACAGAAUGAGAAAUUCAAGAGAUACGAAGCUGAAUACACUCAACAUUUAAUGUCCAAGUACUUUUCAGACAAGACUAUCUUCGGAGGAAACAUCUUUGAUGUCAAAAUGACUAUAGAUGGAGAGGCAAUAAAAGUGAGCAGGUUUCCCGGGUACCUGUCUUACGCAGAUCCAGCUAAUUUUCAGGACGAGAGCAGUAGCAGCUCCCCAAAUUCUGCUGUGGAAACUCCAUCCUGCAGCGCCAAUGGGAACCCGCCUUCUAAGAAUGGGAACUGAACCUUUCAUUUCGUUUACCUUUGACUCAACUGAAAUAUUGCAAUCUGGUACACUUUGAUCAACCCUACCCUAUCAAGGAAAGGCAAUGCUUGUGCAACUUAACUCUUUUACUUGAGUUUUUAACUACUUAUAAUAUAUAUAUCAUAUCAUCAUGCCA